GGUAGAUGAGGUGCGUGUCUCACCGAGGAAGCGCCAACGCACCGCACCGCACCGCACCGCAGAGGGCUGAGGGAGAGAAACAGCUAAUGAGCAGAGCAGACACGCAGCUCCUCACACACAGAUCCACGCAUCGUGUCAGAGCCGGAGAGACCAUGAAGAGCAGCAGUGGACCGAGGAGGAAAGACACACCUGCAGACGCCUGAGUGAAGCAGCAGGAUGGCGGGGGGCCGGAGGGGACUUGUGGCCCCUCAGAAUACUUUUUUGGAGAAUAUUGUCAGACGUUCAAACGGUAAGGAUGAAGUUCAUGACGGUGAGUUGAUCAGACAGACUCUGAGACUGAAAUCAAAUCUCAGCUCUGUCAUAUCAAACCUACAAACUAACAAAUAAGUGUAGCCAAUAGGAUUUAUGGGACAAGUUAUUGUAUCAUUUUCUGUCAUUUAAAUACGUGGUUGGAAAAAAUACUUUAGUGUGAAUAAUUUUGGUUUUUCACAUUUCAAAAUGUUCCUGCAGUAAAUGUAAUUCUGCUCUGACUCUUGCCUGCAAAGUGUCUAUUCCCUUUAGGAGUGUAUUAAAGCAGGGGGAAACAAGCAGGUUGGUUCUUACCACAGAUUACAUGAGGCUGCAUAAGUCUAAAUUGAAAGAUAUAUUCACUGCGCAGGUCUUCAUACUUGAUAAGUCUACAUUUAUGUUGUGAUUCCCAAGUUAAUAGAUAUUAUUUAACUAAUUUCUGUUCAGGUGGAGUGAGAAAUCAGUGCACAACAAUUCCCCCUUUGGGCAGCAGAUUGAUUUAAAGUUGAAUAAUUCAGCUUUAAGCCCUUAUUAUUUAUCAGUUUAAUAACCUACAGAAGCUACGAACACAUCUUGAAUGGUUGGUCUUCUCUACCAAACCUCAAGCUUGACCAAAUUAAGACAACUGCAGACUCUUCUUAUUUUGCAUCUUAAUUUUUGCCGAAUCCAAAAGCUGUUAAAAAGACUGGGCCAAAUAAAUAAGAAUAAAAAAUAAAAAAAAUCAGAUGUGUCCAUUAUAGCACUGUCAAAUAAGCAUCAGCUUUAUCAAGACCAAAAAAAAUUGAUUCAUUGAAUAGUUGAAAGUUUUAAAACGCAUUUUCUUUAUCGUAUAUUUUGAUUUGUCAAAGUAGUCUACUACCUCUGAGAAAUACUUAAGUCCUGACCAGUAAGAAAGAUUCGUCUGUUCAGAUGUGAAAACAGGUAACCACACUGAUAGCUGAAAACUUACCAAACUCUGAGUGAGGUAUUUUUGGAUAUUGGGGUGUCAGUUUUAUUUCUCGUUUCUAAAUUAUUGGAUUCAAUAGGAAGUGACAGGACCGACUGGAUAGUUAUCACACUAGACAGCUAGCUGUGAAACAGAACCAGGAGCUCUCUGCAGUAGAUGCGGCGUGUGCAUCUCCGACCACUCUCAGGAGGAAGAGUUGAUGCACACUCGCUAGUCAAGCAUGAGCUGUAGUUUCUUUUUGAAACAGGGUUUUUCUGGAGUUACGCUUUACUUUCAAUGUUUUUUUGGUCUAUGGCACCAGAAGUAUGCAGGGAUGUGUGUGUCUUUGUUUGCACUCCUAGAGCCUCACAGUCAGCCUGCCCUGGCUGAACAUAGCUACUCGAAAAUGUGUUGUGACAGAAGGGAACAACUUGUUCAGGAAGGAUGAGGGCUUCUCUCCAGGAUGAGCAUUUUAGAAGAACAGUGUUAGGAGCUGAAUCACUGAAAUAAAGAUAAGAUGAGUCCCCAGUGAAAAACAAAAGCCAUGCAUAUGCUUUUCUUAUGACCUUGGGUGGUCUGUGGAUUAGUAAUGUAAAUCUCCUUAAAGCAAGUGUAGAAACAGAGAGCCAGGACUAUAAUCUGCAGGACACCACUGAGACAUACUGAAGUGUUAAGAGGGGGAUGCUGUGGUUGGUGGGAAAAUCACAGACGCUGGUAUAAUCCUACAACUGUGAUCCAUUUUGAAAUACUUUGCGCUGCGUUUUAGUUCAAAACUAACCAGGCCUUACUUCCAAAGUCUUCAGGAUUCACCCAUACCAAAACUAAGAAAUGCUGCACAAAAGCAACCAAUAAGGGUCACUCUGUUUCAUUUUAGUAUCAUUUAACAAUGCUUAUUAGCGUAACAUGGACAACACAAGUCACCAAAACAAGAAAUGCAACAUGAAAUUGAACCAGUGUGCAACCAGAGCACUCUUAGACCCCUGAAAUCCCCCAAAUCACUUUUCUUACACUGUGAAGCUAGUUGUGCAUUAUUACCACCUGCUCUUAGACCUUUGCAAAUAAGGUUUUGUUAUUUUUGAGGGUAGGAAAAUUACUUAUCAGACCAUGUGAGGAUAGUAGGCCCCAUCAUCUUAUUCAGUUAUCUUUAAACAAACAAACAAACCGAUAAAAUCGUACUCUCUGAAAUUUGAGGGAUCUUAGAGGUAUAAUUUUGCAAAGGCCACUGGAAGAACCAUCAGAUUCUCCAGUACUUCUGGAUUAUUUUCACUAAUGACUCAUGAUACACUGUAGAUAAUCCAAAGAAACAAUAAUAGCUGAUUGGAUUUACAGUCCAGCCUUGAUAGUAGAUCUAAUCCAUGAACAAGCUGAAAGUACAUCACCAAGUCGCAAACUAGCGAAAGUAGCGGAUCUGACCCACAAGCUACUGGCCACGCUGAAGGUCUUGCCCCUUUGAAAACCACCUCUAGUUAAGAUGUACAGUUGCAGCAUUUGGAGUUAUUCUUCUUGGACAAGUGGUGAAAUGUACUUUAGUUUUCAGUCGCUGAAACUUCAUGACGUAGCAAGCAGCGAGUCUUUGUAUCUAUCAGUGCUUUGGUGCUGACUGAGACUGGGUAGUGUAUGUAUGUAUGGAGGGAUAUCAGAGCAAGACUGAUUUCAGUUUUCCAGUUUUCUGCCAAGAACAUCAGAAUAGCCAAGAUGAUGCACUUAAUUUAGCUUAAGAAUAGCUGUCAGAACUUGUAUAUGUACUCUUUUUUGGUGAUAAAGGACCAAGAAAAUACAACAAAAAGACGCUUUUGGUGACUUGAUGAAUGAAAAAAGACGAAUGUGUUUUUAUUAAGUUUCAACUAGCCAGCUGGAUGUCAACAUAAGCUAAUGUAUGCUAACAAAUAAGCAGCAACAUUUGUGUAAGGGUAAGCAAACUUUCAGCUUGUUUUUCAGAUACUUUAUUAAGGCAAAUUGAUAAAUGCAGCUCCAGUCUGCAGUAACUUAAUUUAUGUGCCAUUUUAAAAAUGAUAUCACGUACCCUUCUUCACAAAUAAGCUGCAUCAAGUUGUUGUGUUUCCAGAGGUUAGCAUCCAUUCAGGCUCACUCCAUUCAGUGAGAAUUGUGAAAUUCAUUGGGUUUUGAAAGCUACCUUUUUCUCUUUUGCUUUCCAUUUUAUUUUCUGACAUUAAAGAUGUUUCUGAAUAUAAUCUGUUAACUUUGUUUCCUUUUUUAAAACUUUCAGUUUGGACACUUUCACAUAGACAGACAGGUACUACGAAGUUUAGUUUGAUGUGCUGCUUAUGUUUUCUCUACUUCUUUGUAAUGUACUACUAAAUGUUCUAUACCAAAUGUUGUUAAUUUACAAAGUUAGUCACUACUAAUUUGACAAGUUUAAAACGUUUGAGAAAAGUUGCUGCAACACAGCAAAUUCAGGACAAAUAACAACUUUAAAGUUUUGUACAUAAGCCAAUUAACUCCCUAUAUUAACGUUUGUCUGAUCAUUGUAAAAUAACACGUUGGCAUGGAACGUCGUAUGCAUUUUAACCUGUCAGUCUAUCAUGCUCUUAGUUGUCAUUUCAAUGUGUUUUUACUCUGGCGUGAUUGAAGAGAUGUUUGUAUUUGUGUGUGUGAGUGUCGGUGUGUGUUGUUGUGGCAUUACUGUUCAUGUUUCCUCCCAGAUUAUUUUAUUCCCUUUGCUCUUUCACCCCUGUGUUGUCACAUUGUUGUAUGAGUAGCAAGAUUUUUUACAGAUUUUAUUACUCAGUCCGCCUCAUUUCUCCUGUCUUAUUUAAAACCAUUUGUCCUUUCGUCAUUGGCCAAAAUUGUGUGAAUGGAUCACAUUUUUUUAUAUAUUUCAUAAGUGUUAUUUUAAUAUUAGUAAUCAAAAAUUAUCCAUGACAGCAAGACCCAGAUGGAGAUUUCUCAGCUUUUGCUCACAACUAUGGAAUACACUUUACUGUAACUUUGGAAACAAAUGAUAUUUGUCUCAAGUUGGAGUUAUUUUGUUAAAUAAUGUGCAAAUAAUGAGAUACAGUAGGUCCAUGCAGUCUCACAUACUCUGUAUGUCAUGAAAGCACAGUUAUGGCAAAGGUUAAUGCUCUGAUUAGAUGCAUAAAUCAUGUUCAUAUUAAUAAUUAUAAUGUCGAAAUCAUAGAGCAAACCAUUUUUUAUACACAUGAACCAUAUCAAGAUUAUCAAGAGUAAUUCUGUGUUAUUUUCAUGGCAUGUCUGCAGCUUAAAAUACACCCUCAGCAAAACAGGCUGUUUCAGAUAUGCACACAACUUAAUCAUUAUUUAGGUUUAUUAACAUUUUGACCAUGAAUAAAUUUUGCUUAGAGGCCUUGUUAAAAUUUGAAUAUGGUAAUCACGCCAUAUAUGAAUUAAUGGACUUCUCUUUCAGUGACAUUUAAGAAUUGAUGUCAGCAUGUAUUAAUAUUUGUACCCUAUAAUGCCAAUUUAUCUUAAUAAACACUAUUUACCCUUUAAAUUAUGAAAACACAAAACACAAGUGACCCCUGCUUUACCCAAAAACUUUGAAAUAGCUUACUUACUCUGUAAAUUACUUUACAUUAUAAGACAAAGCGCAAAACUGUAGUUUGAACUCAACACAGAUUUUUGUGUUGUGCUUACAUCCGACACACAAGGAGUGUGUAAUGGACUGUAGACCAUCAUAGACGCUAAUAAAACUCUGAUGUGUCUAAACUCCUAGAGGCGGUGUUACUCAAUCUUUUUAAUGACAGGGGAAACAUUAGAGGACAGCGUCAUUUUUUAAAACAAGAUUAUUGCUUAAAAAAAUGACACUAACUACUUAAUGAGACUCUCAGGUUGUGCUACCAAGGGAAAAGGAUCAUUUCCGUCAUAUAGGCCUUCAUUAAGUCACUAAUUACUCCCUCAUAUUUAAACUGACCUACCCAAAACUGACCUAAUACAACUCAAGGAGUGCUCCAAAUCAUUUAUCGAGUGUUAAACCAUUGAGUAUGAGCACAAGUUUCUAUUUCUACUAAUACUUUUUCAACAAUUAUGAAAAUGUUUUUAGAUAAACGCUUUGAACUUUAUCUCAAAUUCACUUUUCCUCGAGCAUCUGCUUUGUAGUCGUGUGCUUCCAUAGUCUCAAUAGCUGUUAUGUCUUUCUUUCAAUCUUUGUAAUAUUCACUAACUCCUUGAUUUUGAUAUUGAUCAAAUAAAUGAAACUAAAGUUUUUCCCCAAUAAAUACCAUAUUUCAUUUCUAUAAAUUUUUGUUAUGAGCAAACUCUUUAACACUGGAGUUAUGUGCUUCUGUCUUUGCCUUUUGCCUCCAAACAGAUACCAACUUUGUCCUCGGAAACGCUCAGAUAGUGGACUGGCCCAUUGUCUACAGCAAUGACGGUUUCUGCAAGUUGUCCGGGUAUCACAGAGCCGAGGUGAUGCAGAAAAGUAGCACCUGCAGGUAGGAGAAAGAGCCGGUGUGUCUUAGAAAUGAUAGAUUAGGAUUAAAGAGGAAAGAGGUAAACUGUUUUAUAGAUACGCUCACUUUCACAUUAAGGGGUUAGAAAACAACAACAACAAAAAAUGGAUUGCAGCUUUAUAAUCUAGGCAAAUACAAGUAUCUGGUUGGGUCUAAAAAAGGCUGAUUGGUACCUCCUAAAUAACGACACUGCAGUCUUUUACUUGGGGAGCUUUCAAUAUUUUGCCUUCACUUCUGGAUAUCUGUUAGGCAGUCCAUUCCCACAGUAUGUAAGAUAAACAAGAUUAGCAAGUGGCGCUGUAAGAACUUGUUUCAGCUAAAGUGCUGAGCUGGAUGAGCUUUAUCUUGACGGGCAAAGCCAAAGUUAUGCUGUUGUUGCAGUUGGACAAGAGGGAUGUCUGUUUUUUAAGGUUUUACUUGCGUCAAAUGGACAUAGAUGUGAUCUGCUUUGUUGUGGAGAUAACUGUUAUUUGUAGAUGUACACAGUGUUGACUAUGCCCCGAGUUGUUGCCUGUGCCUUUGUUAGUGUGCCUUUCAUUGACUGUGAGCUUAAUCAAAGCAUAAAGAAAACAAUGCAGAAAACAGUCCCUACUCCAUGAUCGCCCCGAUCGUUUUGAAAUAUUUAGAUUCAACCUGAUCAUUACUGCACUCUUUAGAUCUUUGCUGGUAGUGCGGCUGCAAAUUGGAGCUGCAGGGAACUAUCAAUCUUUGGAUUCAUUUCACACAUUAUACAGAGUUUAGCUCUAGGUAGUGACCCCGAUGAUCAAAGUGUGGAUACCACUGAGGCUCCUCUGCAGGGUUGCUGGGCUUGUAGCUAUUAAAGAGAGAACAAAGAUCUCUGCUUUUGUGCUCAGGGGCUUUUCUUUAUACCAAACCUCAAUAGUGAGGAGCCUGAAUUGACUUAUUCCCUGCAAAUUGGCAGCUUAGCAGUGCAAAGUGAAUAUCACUUUAUAUUCAGCUAUGUUAAAGAGAAAGUGGAUAUCACUUACAUGUUAUUCUCAUAAUUGGAGACAGUUAAUUUAGCAGAUAGCUUUGACAUAAAUCUGUGAUGUAGUCUGGUUGUAAGAGCUGAACCUGCAUCAGUAAAACUUUAGACAGGUUACCUGAGGCGCUGUCUUCACAACUGACAACAAAAAGCAACAAAAGCCUGUCUUUAAGUGAGAAGCAUUGUUAUUCCAAUAACAAGCUUCUAGACUGGUGCUUUUAUUGUCUGUCAUCAGCAUGUCUGUAACCACAAUAUUAAUAGGAUGACAUGGAAACAGUUGGUGCUGCCAGAUUUGGAAGCCGUGGGAGAUUUUGUCUGUUGUGGGAGAUGGUGUUUGUCACAGCCAGCACUGCGGCUAUUACUGAUUUAGACCCUUGGGUCCCCAAGCAUAAGCUUCAGAACACUUGCCAAUGCAAAUAUUGAACAGGGUGUGUGACAAUUUGCUUUAGGUUUAUUUUUAGAGGCUGCAGUGGAUUUGAUUAAAGUGUUUGGAUGGGGAAAGAAAACAGACUUCAAAACUUCUGACGGCUUUUGAGAUUUGUGAAAAUAUAUAAAUACGAGUGCUGAUUUUAUAAUAAGUGUAAAUGAAAGCUAUAGAGGGAGCUAACAAGCCUUUUUGUAGUCUCCUUGAAAGAACUGUGUCACUCGAACCAGUUAUAAAUAUAUAUUCAAAGACAAAAAUCACAAAUACAGUGAUAUGUAAAUCACAGACAGACUUAUUAAUUAUGAAAAUAAAAAGGUGUCAUUAAUAAAAGAUAAAGGGUGAGGUUUUAUGGUAAGUAACUGGUAUACAUUAACUUGCAAACUCAACAGACUGGGGGGAUAAAUUUUCUUGAUUUGGUGAUUCAUCAAGAGAACGAUUAGUGAUCAAAACCAGCAGAUCUACAUCUACAUGGCUACAGACAGCAAUUUCAGCCCAAUAAUAGCCUGGUAAUAGGUCCACCUUAAAGGUUAUAGGGUAAUGUCCUGACAAAGAGGUAGGUUUGAAAUCAUAAAUAUGUUUGUUAAUGUCUCUUAAUGCAUUAAGUUAGUUCAUUUUAUACUUUGAGGCAUCAUACAGAAAGAUUUAAUCAGUAUCAGGCCUUUCAUGAGGUUUCACUUUUGUUUUUCCUCCUUCCUUAUAACAUCAUGCAAGUCUUUAAAGAUUGCUUGCAAUGAUAAGUAAGGGGUAGUGUGCACACUUUCAUUUUUAAUAUUGUUAUUGUAAUCAUUACUAUAUAUUUUUUAAUCUUUGUAGGAAUUCAUAAAUCCUUUAAAGUCCUCAUCAUAUCAGACCUCAUCAUUUCAUGAACAGUUGGACGGGGUAGUUUAUUGUAAUCCCAGAAUCUUUCAUUAUUCCUCAAAUAUUCUUCUAUACCUUUAAUCAUUUGUCUGACAUUUUUCUUUAAUGUCUCUUAUGAGCGUGAUGAUGUGCCAAUAAAUCAUUUAGCGUGUUCACAUCUGAUGCGUUUGACGAUGACUCAAACACUAACUGUAUACUCAUCUCCUAAGAGUGUUACCGCUAAUGUUUUCAGCUCCCGCUGUCUUAGAUGUAAAGAUGUUUUUUCCAUGGAAACUGCUUCCACUGUCUCUUUAAUUAUGUAUACGUGUCAUUUCCAUACUGAAUCCUGUAAACAUACUGUGACAAACCUGUGGGAAUUUAUCACGCAUGAUGUGAAAUCAUUUGUUUUCUUUGAAGAGAGACACAUUCCUUGCGGCUCAGAGAAGAAGAGAAUGAGGACAGUCUUCUGUGAUAUUACAUCAAGCUCUGGUCUUAAAAGUCUCCACCGUGUCAGAACGUGGUCUCAUUAAAUUUAGCCUUCCUUUUGUAUUUAAUGAUAAACUCCGAGUUAUAUUUAGAUCAUGCCUGAACAGGCUGCCAGCGAGGGUGGCAUUAACCAGCAAAGUGAGAUGAAUGUCUCUGCGGCACGGUUAAAUGCGCUUAUGGAUGUUUGACCCAUCCUCAGGUUUAAUUUGUUUUUUGCGAGGUACUUUGCAUUUGCCCAAUUAGACACCAGGCUGCAUUUAUCUUUUUUUAUACUUUCAGGAUACAUUUCAGCAAGCUUUAAUCUGCUUCUACUCUAUCUUUAAUGCUGCCUAAUUCUGCAAUGAACCUCUCUGGAGGUCUCUCUGCAGCGAUCAAGAACUGGCCUGCAUAGUUUAGGUCGAACUUUUUAUAUUUGCAUUUCCUUUUUUUCUGUUUUUGUAGAAAUAUGCUGUUAAAUUAGGAUUCAAAAUGUUAGAGAAGACUCUAAAAGGAAUGUAAAAACAGGACGAGUUACCAUAGACCUUCUCAAUUCAAAAACAAGCAUGCAUGUUCAGUGUGCCUCUAACUCUGAAAUAUUCAUGCUGUUUUUUUUUCCUCCUGUUUUUCAGUUUCAUGUAUGGGGAGCUCACAGACAAGGACACGACGGAAAAAGUGCGGCUCACAUUUGAGAACUAUGAGAUGAACUCAUUUGAAAUCCUCAUGUACAAAAAGAACAGUGAGUAUUCAACACCAUAUGUGAGGAAGAGAAACGUAAAGUUCUGCUCUCUUGAAAUGCAAAUGUAUUCAGAGGAUGUAAAGUGUAGCCGAGUUCAAAGGCAGCCUAGAUCAUUUCUGCCUCUGCAGAAACGCACUAAUUGGUUGUGAACGGGGCCAGAGAAAACUUCCCCAGAAACACAGUGUGUCGGGCUGUGUUUGUUUCCACUUUCAGGUAGAGCUGUCCUCUCUUUGCAGGUGUUGUUGAAAGUCAAAAACAAUUCAAUUCACACCCUGCAAUCUAGAUUUUUCUGCUCACUUGUCAUCCUCUCUAAAAUUAAGCAGAUGAUGCAGCAAAAAUGUGUUGUUUUUCAUACUUUCAGGAACGCCCGUUUGGUUUUUUGUGAAGAUUGCUCCCAUACGAAAUGAACAAGAGAAAGUGGUCCUGUUUCUCUGCACGUUCAGCGACAUCACGGCCUUCAAACAACCCAUUGAAGACGAUUCUUCCAAAGGUCAGGGUCAUUAGAUUCAGUUUUUGUGACUUUACGCCUUAUAACCAAAAGGUUGAGAAUGAAGAAAAAAUACACAUAAAUUAAUCAAUCCCCCAAAAGCCCAAUAAACACACCUUAAAUGUUCACAUUAUGUGUCAGUUUUAUCCUCUAAAUCUUUUCAUAGAGAAGUUAUGAAGGAUACAUUUGUCCACUUAAUGUUGUUCACCAUUGGACCCUGUGCAUUUUGUAUCUGAACUCACAUGCACCCAUGAAAGUUGUCCGUAUAUGACACUCACAGGAAAAAUUAAAAGACCAACUGAAAAAUAAAAGAUUUCCCUCUGCUAUCACACUCAGGAUGAAGAAAUCAGAUACGGUCCUUUUCAUAUUUUCAAGAUUGCAUGACUGUAGAUACAUGAUUUAUUGUGAUCAUUUAAAGAUUUUGAGGAUGUUCAGCAACAGCAAAAAAUAAUGUAAAAACUCAUUGGUGCAUUUUAAAGAUAUUUCUACAUAUUUGAUGAUCCAUAUGUAGCUAACUUUAGCAUUUAAAGCUCCUGUGAGGAACUUUCAGCCUCUGUUAUCUUUAGUGCCCCCUGAGGACAAAGUGGUAACUCUUCAUUUGUUGUUGAAUCUGUCUAGUCCUUGUGGAAAUGGUGGUGAUUGACCUCAUUGAUCACUGAAUUUCUUCUGUUAUUUUUUCACCAUAAACACCUAGCUGUGGAUGAAAUAACAAAGGCUGUUUCUUCAGUUAAACUACCGAGCAUUUUUUGGUCUAAAAGAGGUCUAAAUGUAGCCUGAACGACUGGUCUAAAGUCAGGCUACCACAGGUUUAAAAAUGAGAGUUUUUUAGACGUCUAAAUUAAGACCAAGUUUAGACUAAAUCUAAAUCUGCGCUAUAUCUAUACUACCUUGUAUAUUGCUCAAUGGCUAUCAUGAUUAUUUUGGUUAAGUACUUGGAGAUCAGUAAUGCAAUAGCCAUCUAUUGCUCAGUGGGUACCUAUCGACCCCCUCCACAGCAGUUACAGUCAUUAAAGAUUAGAGUAUAACAAUUAUUAAACUUGUCACUUAUGGUCUUGUUUGUUUUUGCAUAUCAUAUAGAUGCAUCACUGUUCGUUUUAGUCUUUAUUAUAGCAAAAACUCCUUACAGGUGCUUUAAGUUCUUGUGAGAAGUUUUCAGCUGGUCAUGAAGUUGAAACUGAUGCUCCCCGCACAACUCACAAUUCCCCAUGUACCUGAUGGAAAACUGUAUCUUUGAGAGUCACAAGCAAAAACAAAGUUUGAAAGGAAACAUUUGACAUCAAAUCUGUCCACUUUGAUGUUACACAGUGUUUUAGGCCAAGCAUUGCUGUUGCUGCGUCUAUGUAAUGUGUCCAUAUCCAUCAACAAACAUUCACGUGAUUCAAGGCUUCUCUUGUACUGUAGGGCUAUGAAAAUCAGUUUAACAGGGCACAAAUGUAAGGCUGUUGAGGGCUUUUUUGAGCGCUUAUUGUUCAGCAUGCCCCAGAAAUAAUUAAGGUUUGAUAAGCUUAGUUAUCAAGAGCUUAAGAACUGUUCAACACCACAGAAAAAUAAUUUUGAGAGCCUGAUUUAAGGAUUCUUUUCACAAGUCCCACAGCCCCAAAGAUAUGCUGUUGCCCCGGGAAAAAUCCAGUAUCAGAAAACAUUUUAAAAAAUCAUCUUGUAAAAGUUUGGGCUCACUGACUGUGCUCUAAUCCUCAGGUUGGGGAAAGUUUGCCCGACUGACUCGAGCUUUAACAAGCAGCAGAGGAGUCUUACAGCAGCUGCAGCCCACAGUGCACAAAGGAGAGAACGUCCACAAGCACUCCCGCUUAGCAGAGGUAUGGAGCAAAGCUGCAUGCUCGAGACUAAUUUCAUUUUUUAUUUUUUUCUGCAGUGAAGCAGACAGCUGUGCUGAACUCCAGUGUGAUUGUUCCUUUUAAAAAAGCUUUCUCAUUCAACCUUAAACUGCAGUGUUGGUCUGAGACUUCUUCACAGAAAGAUACAUUCAAUACUUGCUGUUGUCUUGUAAAUAUUUGUAGAUUUUUUCUUUUUACAAUAUUUACAAGCUCCAGGAAAAAAAAACUUAGAUCACAACUUAAAUUUCAACUUUAAACAAAAAUCUGCUGUGAAGAUACACAGUUAGGGUGUAACAACACCCCCUGAAAGCUGUGAAAUCCUGUGGGAACUGAUUUUUGGCCUUCUGCUCUGUGUAUUUAUGCGUGAUUUUUCUUGGUAGGUACUGCAGUUGGGCUCAGACAUCCUACCUCAGUACAAACAGGAGACCCCCAAAACCCCUCCUCAUAUCAUCCUCCACUACUGCCUCUUCAAGACCACGUGGGACUGGGUCAUCCUCAUCCUCACCUUCUACACAGCCAUCAUGGUGCCCUACAACGUCUCCUUCAAGACCAAGCAGAACAACGUGACGUGGUUGGUAGUUGACAGCAUCGUGGACGUCAUCUUCUUGGUGGAUAUAGUUUUAAACUUCCACACAACAUUUGUGGGACCUGCUGGGGAGGUCAUCUCUGAUCCCAAACUGAUUCGGAUGAACUACCUGAAGACGUGGUUUGUGAUCGACCUGCUGUCCUGCCUGCCGUAUGACGUCAUCAACGCCUUCGAGAAUGUUGAUGAGGUGAGUACUCUGGUUUAGAGCUUGGAAUAUUUCUCACUUUACAACUUUCACAUCUUUCCUUUUGACUUUGCACUUGGUCUAAUGCUGCGUUUGAGUUACCUCAGAAGUCAGAUGUCGAAGCUGGGAAUGACGUCACCCCCGAGUUACCAGCUUUUGAGGUUAUUAAGUCAAAAAAGAGAACAGUUGGCAGUGGAAACAAGAUGGCUACAUCUACGAGUUAUACAAGUUAUUUUAGCGCUUUCCUUGUCCGAAUAUAAGCAAGGACAAGGUGUAGCCAUCUUGUUUCCACCUCCAAUUUUGCUUUUUUCCGACUUGGUAACUGAAACGCUGGUAACUCGGGUGUGACGUCAUUCCCAGCUCGGACAUCUGACUUAGGAGGACACUCAAACGCAGCACAAGUCCUAACAUUAGUAUUUUCAUGUAGAUGCAGGAGAUAACUGGAGCACCUGUACACGAUCCUCCUUUCUAUUGGCAUUCCUCUGCAGCGAAGCAAAAUCUCAUACUGUGUGCAGUCAGUGGUUGCUUUGUGUCUGUUUUGACGUCUUGUUUACUUGGCACCUUCAGUGUUAACAUCUCUAGGUGGUUUUUGAGCUGUUUUCUCCCUUAUAUCUCCCUUCCUCUGCUGCUGACUGCUCAGCCAUCAUCCACAAAUCUUCAGUUUUGUGCUCUAAAUGAAUUAACAGCAAAAAUAAAGGAAAUACUCCAUGUUUUUUUACAGGUGCUAUCAGAAGCUAAGCUAUGGUAGAGGUUAAAUCAUGAACCGUUUAAAUGUACUGGGCUUGUUUUUGUGGGCUGACUGGUGUGAUCUGGUCGUCUGUGGUGUCACCUUUAUAAUUCAGAAUUGAUCAGUGUUGUUAUUGAGUGAAGUUAUAGGGUAAUAAGUAAGAGAGCUGCAUUAUAGGUUCUGAUUAAUGAGCCUCUAAAAAGACCAUUCCUUGUGAAAAUCUGGAGGGUCAUGGGGUAUUUUAUCGCCUGUUAACUACACUAUACAAGUAAAGUUAACUGCCGAUAAAAUACCCCAUGCUUUACCCCAGUUCUCGUUACAGAACAUCAGAUUUUUUCAAGCUACUGCAACGUAACCUUUCCCAUCUUUUUGUCCUAAAAGGCAAAUAUUUAAAAGCUUCAAACAAAUCCAAGCUGUGAUUUAUUCCAAGGAGACUGAUAGCUUUAACAUACGUACUCAAAUCAUCGUCUACAUUUUGUAAUAACUACCUUCCAUCCCAUCCCAUGCUCCAGUUAUUGUGAAAAAAAAAAAAGAGUCGGAUUGAGCAGCAUAAUAAUAUGCUUGUUUGUGAAUUCGUAAAUGUUGGACCAUAAUGAGGCAGUGUUUGCUGGAGAGCUAUCACAGGAUCUCGGGAUAAUUGGCACAUUUUAAUUGGGGGAAGGAGUGUUACAUUAUUAAACUGAGGCACUCUGCAGCCCUCUGCUUUGUCACUGAUGCCUUAAAACCAUUAACACCUUAUGACAGCUGACAAAAGCACUGAAUCAUGGGAAAACCUGCUGUGAUUAAAACCGAGGAGUCAUGCGUUUCCAAAAGUGCAUUUUGGGAUGCUUCUGUGUUUUACAGUCGACUUGUUAACGUGAAUAAAUUAGACUUUUAUGGGGUUUUUGAAGGAUUUUCAAGCGUUUCACUUUAUUUACAUCCCUGUGGAGAUCGUUUAUUUUUAGCCCACAUAUUUCUCACCUUUGUUUUAUCAUUGAGGGGAGAGUAAAUGUUUGCUUAUUAAAAUUUUCAUUAUGUUUAGCGAUUUCUAUUAAGAAAAAGGGCCAGUUUAUUCUUAUCUUAAGCUGCAUCUGAAUUUUAAUACAGCCUCUGAAUCAGGUCCAAACCUUAAUUUAUCAGGGGCUUUUUCCGCCAGCACACACACACACACACAAACACACACACACACACACACACACACACACACACACACACACACACACACACACAUAUAAAUUAAGUAGAGCCUCAGGAUUCUGCACGUGCUGGUUUUCAUUACAAUAAUGCAUCUUUGCGUGUGUUUGCAUUAGCCCGUGUGUACUUAAAUGUGUCACAUCUUGUGAUAUGUGUGUGUUAUUGCGACAGCCUGGCCAUGUAAAAUGCUGCGGUAGCAUUUAACAGUGUUGUGCAUCACACUGAGACCUCUGAGGGGCUGUCAGCCAACACAUACAGUACAAGAGGAUAUGAAAGGCUGUGGUGAAGCUGUGAAAAAAGAAGAGGAUUAUUGGUGAGCUCUGAGCACCCAGUUAUAUGUGCAGGUCAAGCAUUUUGGCCCUUUCUAGUCUUUCAACGCUUCAGCAUCCUGAACGCUGACAAGUUCAGCUGUCUGGGGUACAAAGUGUCAGGGGUCAGCAGAGGGAGAAAACAGCAGCCUUUUGGGAUCUAAAGGAUACAGCUGGUGUUAUUUGACCUUUUUUGGACUACCUUGUAAAUAAUACAUAGACACAGAAUAAAAAGUUAUUUUGUUGCUUCUGAGACUUUCAUUUGUUACACUGAACACAGUGAUUUUGCAUUUCUAUAAGGUUGGGGCGCACAUUGAGCCUAUGAUGAAGCUACAGACACAUUUACUAUAACCUGACAUCCAUUACCACUGUGACCAUUCACCUCUAGGAUCAUCUUUCAGCACGUCUCUGCAACAUCCCAGUGACUCCAAUUUGCUCCAGAUUGCUGUGAGGCAAUCCAGGGAGAGGGUAAAUGAGAGCGGGUAAACAAUCGCCCGUGUUAUUAAACCCAGCACUGAAACAUCGCUGCUGCCGCUGCAGACCUUAACGACUGACAUGAAUAACUUUGAUGGCUGUUUUCUCCCAACAGGUUUCCUAAAAGGAAAGGGAAGAUCAUUAAGAGGGAGCGGCUGUCAAAGUUAUUCUUGGUAGAUUUUAAGCAUUACACAUCACCACGGGACUGAUUGAACUUCAAAGUAUUUGUGUCAUUUCAGCGUCUGAUGCUGAGUAACCAAAAGAACAAAAACAAGCCAUUCUUGAUGCAGUCUGAGCAAAAAGUGGACACAGAACGCAUGAUUUUAUCAAACUAAACAUGCUUUGCCACCACAGAUAAGGUUUUUAUUUUACUAUUUAUUGGUUAUAUGAUUUCUCAUUGCUCAUUUCUGAUCUUUCCUCUGAUGUUUUUAUUUCUUCUUUUUCAUCAAUCCAUUCUGUUUGCAUGGCCUACCCAUCCCUUCACCUUCCUCUUCUGCCUGUUUUCAUGCAUGGGACACGAUGGGAAGAAUUGGAACCACCGAGCCGUCACUCAAGUAGGCUUCACUUUGACAAGAACAGUUUUGUGUUUCUGUUUACGCAUAGACACAUUUUCAAACCAAAAGAAGAAGAAAAAAAAGCUGCAUUAACUUUCCACGAUCGCCCUGACAACAAGCUCCACUCAUCCCCUAUGAAAUAUACUCGUGCAUCGGCAUUUCAGCUGGUGUGUGUGCGGGAUGAGAGUUUGACAGCAGAGGCAUCAUUGCAUGAAGUAAAUGUCAUAGAGAGCAUGAUCUGUGCUUCUUGAUUUUUUUGAUUAUUUCUCCCGCUCAGGCUUUAUAUUGCAGAGAUGACAUUGAUCUGAUUGUGUUCUGCAGUUUCAGAAUGAAAAACAGCGCCAUUAAAGCUGCGCAAGAGCUGAUUCAGUCCUCGAGUCAGCAAUACAUGCCAUUUGUGGCGAAUAAACGGCAGCAAUGUGAUAGUUAAAAAUUCAAAACAAGUCAUUCCAGUAUUGAAAUAUACUUUAGGAGAUAGAGCUUGAAUAAAGUGUGAUACAUGACUCUAAAGCUGCGGAAAUAUUUUCAGACAUUUUCCUUAGUUUUCCUUUCCGUCAAAAGGUCAACCGUGAUGUCUGAGGCCAAAUAUCUGAAUUUAUUUCACAGUAAAAUAACUGAAUUAUCGAUCAGCAGAUAAAACUAUGAAUAGUUUUUGCCCUUUUAGAGACCUUGUAAAAACUUGAGCCAACUAAACGCUGAUAUAAUCUAGUAAGAUAUACAGACUGCAUAACUCCCUAAAAAAAUAAUUAUUUUUGUUGUUUUUUUUAGGCAGAAUUAGUCAAAUUAUGGAGUUUGUUUCAACUGAUGAGCUCCAGAGUAGGGUUUUUACUUUCUGUUUUAUGCUAGGCCAAGCUGACAGCCCUUUGCCUUUAGCUCCCUCUUCUGAGCACAGAAGUGAGUGAACUAAGUCUUUCUUUUUUAAUCUCUACAAAGAAAUGAUAAAGCCAGUGUCUAACUGCUUUUACAAGGUUACUGAUCAAUUUUCCAAUCAAGUUUAGCCCCUUUUCAAGCAUGAGGAUUUAGCAAACAUGAAUGGUACAAUUUUUGUGAUAUUUCAAAAUCUAUGUCGUCAAAAGAGAUGAUACAAAAAUAAAGCGUUUUUCUUUUAUAAACUGACCAGCUAUGAUAAAGCAGAUAUAUCACCUUUUUUUUUUUACUUUGGAGACUUUAAACAGUGCUAAUUCUAACUUAAGACGUAUAAUCAAAUCAUGUUAAAUUCUAUGUAAAAAAAACCUAUGAGUCUGGUCUCCCCCAAUUCUUUUUAUCCUUGAGUUAACUCACUAAGACAUUUCAGAUACUUGCCCUAGUAGAGUUUGCAGCAGAGUUUAACAGCAGGAUUGCACAGAUAACCGAGUUGUGUAGGAGCUCGGGUCUAUAAAGUGAUUUUAGAGAAGCUGAGGUGUCUGGUACGCAGCUAGAUCAGAUCAAGUGACAGCGAGCGCUGCAGUCGUACUCGGAUUGCACACCACAGCACAUUAGCCAAAUCAAUACCUCUCCCAGGACACACACACAUACACAGACACACACACACACAAACACACACACACACACACACACACACACACACACACACACACACACACACACACACAUGUAAACUGAUGGGGUUGUCUGUUAGAAUUACUGAGAGGGUUCUUCACGUUAAGUUGACAUUUGGCUGCUUGUUAUGUAACUGCUACACAGGUUGUAAAAUUUAAUCAUGUUUCACAGGAUUGUUUUAACACUAACUUGGCAUAUGUUAACACCAAGUAUAGUUUAAUAUCUUCUUUGUACAUUCUGUUGUCACAAUUGCUCAUGAUAUCACAUUAGUUAAGCUUCGUAAGAAGGAUUCAGGCAUUUUUAUAUCGAUUUUAGAGGGUUAUGAUAUAAUAAGGCAUUAUAUCAUAAACCUCUGAGUCAGGAGAGUCAGUGCAAACAAAAGAACAACUCACAGUUUUUCAUAGAGCAUUUAAAUAGAACAAAAUCAUCAUCAUUAAUCAAAAUAAUCUCAAUUUUUGACACAGAUUCUGUGUUAGUCUGAGGAUUUCACCUCAUACCAUGUCAGAUUUGAAUAUUUUCAACUAUUGAAAAUAAGUGAAAUGUGAAAAAAUAUACAUUUAUUAUAUUUUGUACACUAUAAAGAAGAUUUUGUACACUAUCCUUUAAUUAGAAGUCACUGAAAUUAAUUUUAUCUAUUAGGUAUUUAGUUAAUUCUUGCCUUAGAACAGAAUAUCUUAAUUGUCAUUGUACAUGUACAACGAAAUUGUGUGCAAAUAAUAAUAAAAAUAGUAAAUGAUAUAUAAAUCACAUUAAAAAAGAAAGGUAAAAACUUUUUUUUUGAUGUGUUUGUCCUCAUUUUAAUGUUGCAUAGUAACAGCAACAAAAUCAGCUUUGGAUAAAAAAUCAUGUUGGGCCAUAAGAAUAUAAAUGUUUAUUUGUCUGUUUAUGUGACAGGGAGGAUGCAUGCAGGCAUCGUUACAUCCAAUAAAAUAGCAACAGAUAAUGUGAAAACAGGACCUCUAGCCAUAACUAAUUUGCAGUCCUUGUCUGAAAACUUAUCAGUUUUAUAACAAUAACUGCUCUGCACAAAGGGUAUAACUUCACAAACACUAACAAGAAUACUGUGUUGAGUAAGAUGGUACAUCAGCUCACAUUUAAGCAGUUUAUUAAGAGUUCAUUCAUGGCUGUAAAGAAAGAUGAUAAAUUACCUAAUAUAUAACACUACUGUAAAAAUACUCACACAUAUAAACAAGCUGCUUAUCACUACCUUAUGGUUUACUUUAAAGCAUGUUCAGACACCAAUAACUUUUGUUCUUAUGUUUAAGUCUUUCUGUAUACAAGAGCUCUGCAGUCUCAGUUUUUCUAAAAAAAAAAGUUCAAUUUUCUUACAAAAUUGAGCUCAAACAAAAGAGUUUUACAUUCAAUUGAGCAAUGACACAAGCACUUUUCUGAUAUUUGCCUCUGUUUCUAUCUCUUUCUUUAAUUCCUGUCAGGGGAUCAGCAGUCUGUUCAGCUCACUGAAGGUGGUGAGGCUCCUCCGUCUUGGUCGGGUGGCCCGUAAACUGGAUCACUACAUAGAGUAUGGAGCGGCUGUACUGGUCCUGCUGGUGUGUGUUUUUGGACUGGCCGCUCACUGGCUGGCCUGUAUAUGGUACGUUCAUGACAUCAACUUCAUAUGAUUUACAUAAAACAUUGUGUCAAAACACUGUUGAGCCAUGAUUUUGAUAUAUAAGAGAUUGAGUUAACACGAAGAGACUGUUGAUGAAGCUAAUUAGUGCAUUAAUUACCACUUUUUUUUCACAUAUUGUCAUGUAUUUUUUGAUACCUGGGAGCCAGAAGGAGUUAUAAUGGUUUCAAGAGAAUUAGUUUCUCCCUCAUUAAUUAUGUAAAUUUAUGGAUUGCGGGUCUCUAAAGUCUAAUCAGAUCAUCCACUCUACAGGGGACAAGAGUGGUGAAAGCAUUAAGUUCCCAUUAUGUGUUGUGCUUGAUUUAUUGUGUUUAUGAAAAUGUCUAAAAACACACACACACACACACACACACACACACACACACACACACACACACACACACACACACACACACACACACAGUAUGUAUACAAUGACUAUUAUGAAAACUAACUGACUUAGAAACUCAGAAAAAGACAUUGAGGCUGAUUCUUUUAAAUGACACGGAUAUAACUUUGAUUGUGAUAUCUAUGCAUUUAUGUAAAUUUCAUGUCUAGCGAUCUAUCCAUAAUUAAAAGAAGAUGACAACAGCAUAUUUAUGAAAAUCCAAAAUACAUUCAGGAACAUCCACAAACCUGUUGGCAGUACACACACACACACACACACACACACACACACACACACACACACACACACACACACACACACACACACACACACACACACACACUCACACACACAAGACUUUCACCAAUAUCACAAACAAUGUUUAUUUGUCCAGACAGGAAAAUGAAGGCUGAAUGAACGAAACUGGCAAUGCUCCAAAACUAGACUCAGGAGCAAUAAAAAUAGCUCCUGUAUCGUUUCCUUCAGUGUGGUUUCUCUGGUUUCCAUGGUCACACUCAGAGCCAUGGCGUUGAGUCUAGCAAAGUUAAACUCUCAUCAAUCAUGAUCACCAGGGUAAUAAAUAAGAAAGUCUGAAUCCUCACAGUAAAAAAGAAAAAAAAUAUUGUUGUUCAUCUUUUCUCUCAAUUUUCUUUUCUCCCUUGAAAAAAAAACUUUCGCAUUAUUCUUCAUCAGGAGUCUAAAAUAAUUACAGCUGAGAGGCGUACAUGCUAGAGCUCAUAGUAAGCUCAAACGACUGCUGUGACUGUGUCGAGCCUCACAGAGCAUGACUGUAAAUUCUAGAUCUUGUUAAACUUUGAGUGCCACGUAUUUACAGCCCCUUGCUUCCAGUAUUUUCACACCUCCUAGGCUACAGAUCUUUAGGGUGCAUGAAAACAGAUAAUGCUGCACUCUCAAAUGGACCCCUCUUAAAUCAAGUAACCAGGACUGCAACGAACCAAAACCUUUUAGCUCCGACACAAUAGUAGACCUUCCAAACAAAAUCAUUCCAGCAUCGUUAUUGCGGCAUGCUCGUGUUAGCAUUUUACACAUGUCACUGCAUAAGUAGGUAACCAUGCUUUCUCACACUUGUUGUCAACAUUCAUAACGUGCAACACAUUUGACUACUCCUGUCUUACUACGCUGCAGGUACAGCAUCGGCGAUUACGAGGUCAUCGAUGAAGAAACAAACAUUGUUCGCAUGGACAGUUGGCUCUACAUCCUGGCUGAGACGGUGGGUACACCGUACCGCUUCAAUGCAAGCGGCUCAGGAAAGUGGGAGGGCGGGCCAAACAAGCACUCGGUCUACAUCACUUCUUUGUACUUCACCAUGACCAGCUUGACGAGUAUCGGCUUUGGUAACAUCGCCCCAACAACAGACGGAGAGAAAAUCUUUGCUGUGGCCAUGAUGAUGAUAGGAUGUGAGUGGAGUCGUUUUAUCUUUUAUCUAGUGCAGCAGAUGCAUGAAACAUGAGGAGUUUAACUAUGCUCUUUAAAGCCACAACCCACUGAGAUAGGUAUAUAAAUGAAUUAUUAAUAAAGCAAUCUAAGUUUGGAAAUAGAACUUUACAGAUGAUUAGCUAAGCAAUAUGUCUAACUUCCCUGCAGCUUCCAAUCUACCACUGUGGUUGAGUAUAUAAUAUGUUAGAGCCACCCAUUACACUAUUAUUUUACACAACCAUAGGUGUGACAUUGGCGAAGUUGAAAAGCAGAAAAAGGACCCAAUUGCAGAACAAGAAGUGUUUUAAUGAAAAAAAUAACUAAAACAAAAAUGUCCAACAAAAUAUCCAGAAUCCAACAAAGGCACUGAAGGAAAAACCACUUGGAGAUACUGGAGACACUGGAGUCACACAGAGGCAUCGACAUACAUACCACUCAUACAUUCACACACAUUCACAAGGAACCAACAAAGAAACACAGGAAGACAAGGACUAUAUAUUCACACAGGUUAACGAGCAACAAGAGGCAGGUGAGACACAGAGACACAGGUGCAGACAAUCACAGAGGAGGGAAAACUGAGGAAGUAAAACAAGACUAGAAACACAGGGAAUAAACCUCUACAAAAUAAAACAAGAAACACUGAAAACUGAUAAAGAAUAAAACACUGAGAACAUGAGGAAACCAGGGUUAGACACAAACUGAAAACUCACAAGACAGGACCACAAGGGAACAGGAACAAUAGGGCACAGAGACACAAGGAAAAAUCACAAAGAAAAUACACUUGAAAGACCAAAACUAUGGAAAAACUCAAUACCAGAACAUGGAUCAUGUCAGUAGGUCUGGGAUUCCUUUUCUUUCUGUUCUUGCAUACUAUCAACUUUAAAGGAAUCUGUUUACAAAAACAUCUGACCUUAAUAAAGUACUUGGUGGCUGUCUAACAUGAGUCUGGUCUUACCCAAGGUUUCUGCCUGUUAAAAGGAAGUUUUUCUUCGCCACUGUCACUCAUGUUAGAUGAGAUGGGCCAAAUCCCAUCUUAGGUUGGGUCUUGAAUCCAUCAAACAAUGAGUGUGGUCUAGACCUGCUCUUUUUCUUUGGAAAGUGUCUUGGGAUGACGACUGUUGUGAAUUGGCGCUAUAUAAAUAGAAUUUGAUUGAUUGAUGGAUUGAUUGAUUGAUUGAUUGAUUGAUUGAUUGACUUUCCUGCAAAAUUGAAUGGUGGAAAUGAAUAUUCUGCAGACAUUAAUUCAGCUUUCUACAGAUGUUACUAAAACUAACAUUUGAAAUGAUAUCUGUUGAACAUUAUCUUCAAAUGUCACUCUUUCUGAUGAAUAUCGCUUCUUUAAAAUUUUUUAUUUCUUUAUGCAAUUAUCAAUUAGAAAACAGACACGUUGAUCUCAGUGAAAGAGCUUUUCAGUUUCUUGCUUGUUUUUCAUACCUGCAGUUGGUGACAGAGGUUGUAAAUGUGUAAACCUUUCAGCACAGUGACUUGUGUUUGUAGCACACUUUUAUUUUAAGUUUGGUUUUAACUGUGGACUGUCAAAAUAAGCAAACAUUUGUUCCACCGAUCAAUACGUGUUUUUAAGGUGAUGCCUCCUUAGGGAAAAUGGUAAUGAUACUUCUAACAGACACAAAUUCGAUUUUAAAAAGCUUUUUUUCCCCUCAGUUUUAAGCUUUUUGUUGAAUGUAAUGAUCCUGAUAUCAAAUUGUCAGGAAAGUGGGCAGCAAAGAGUUAGUAGGAGUUUAGUGAGCCAUUAUGACUAAAAGCUCUGGUGUGUUCCAGACUGACUAAUAUAUCAACAGCCGAGCAACUAGCCUGAGUUUGAAACCCAAGUAGAAUCAACAAGUUUUUAUUGUCAGAUAUUAAAACCAAUAAAGAUAAUGUUGCUUUCUCAGUUGUUAUUUAAAUGUUGAGAUAAUAAGGACUAAUAUAGUUCCUGUCUGGUCAGUACACUUGUGAGGACUGCACCCUCACAGGACUAACAUGAAGAACCCCAAAAUCAAAAUGCUUGACAUGGCAGAUGAGACUGUCUUUGUCUUAGGCAAGUGAAGCCCCGUCAUACCUCGAGACCAAAUGAGCCUGCACAGUCUCUGGUCUCUGUUUUUGAACUUCAUCUCACACAAUAUGAUUUGGUCCGUGCUCCGGUUGUGGCAGGUUUUCUCUCACCAAGAUGGGCACCUAUAAGGCACACCUGUGUACCUUGGCAAGUCGCAUAUUAAAGCAGCACCUAAUAAAUUUUGUAUAUUCUCAGCAUGUUUUCUCUCUCUCUUGUAAAUCCACAUUAACAGUUUGGAGGCUGAUGUGUAAGUUUUAGUUGUAAUUUUUUAAAGAUAAUUAUAUCUUUAUUUGGGACUUUUAAACAGGCACAUUAACACAACAAUCCAGCAAAAACAUGAACAUACGUCCUCCAAUUUUGUUUGUUCUGGGCCUGGUAGUUAUCAGCCCAAUCUUUGGGGGCAUAUGAGUCCACAUAGAGCAAACUUUUAGACCUAAAGUCAGAGUUGACUUGUCCUUUAAAUCAUCCACUCUCCUUAAAUAAAUUAGGUUUCUCUUGGCUGUUGUUGGGUUGUAAAUUUUGAUCCAGAAAAUGUAAAUGUUACAGAACGCUGAGUCAAAGCAUAAAAGCAAAGCUGUGAAAUAUUACUUCAGCGGUAAUAUUUUAGAGAAAAUUUAAUUACAUUUGGGAAACUUAGUUUCUUAUUCUGCCACUUGUUGAGGCUUGCCAACACACAGAAGGAGCCAUUUUGCCGUAGACAUGAAUAGCAAAGCCCUGUGCUAUAAUGUAGUUAAGACACCCACUGUUACUACCUAACAAUCCCUCUAAUAAGCCGAGGAGGAGGCAGAUUUUCACAGCUUGCUUUGCUUUCCACAUCUCACUAUUAAACAUUUAUAAGAUAUCUCCAGCUUGUGUGACUUUCAAUGCGUCGUACUGUGCCAUGCCAUUAUGUGUGACUGCACGCAGUGAACAACACCUCCAAGCAAUAACUGACACUGCUAGAUCAAUUUAGUGCAGGGCUCCCUCUGAUCCCUCUGCAAUCACUCCUCACCUCUGUUGUACUUUUUUUCCUUCUACAAUCUCAACCCUGAGGCGAGUUGUGAUUGUCCCCGCUCUCUUUUUUACCUUUUGAAUGUUGAGUUUUAUGAAUCUGCUCUCGGGGGAACUUACAGAACUCAUCCUCAGACUUGUCUAAAUUUUUCAUUGUUAGAUUCAAAUCCUCUUCAAGCGUAAAUAUCCAAAAAAAGCAACAGCCUCAGGAGGCUUGUUGUAGAUGCAAUCUACUGUAGUCCAUGGCUGUUCUCUAUGAAAUAUGAAUGCCCUGAUACUGUGCUAUUUUUACCACCAGCACUGGAUCGGUGCUGGCAGUAGAAGAUCACAGUGUGACGAGGGAUUUGGGGAGGGGUGGGGAGGUGGUGGAAGGGGGGGCUUUAUACAUAUGUCCUGUUUCUAUAGCAACCGUAGGCCUGGGGCUCGUGUUUCUGACUACUGUCUUUUAACUUCAAACAAGCCAGCUGUUGGAUGCUUGGGAACGUUGCAACCAAGUUGCGAACGUCAGCAAGAAAAGAGCAACGUUGGGAACUAGAUGAAGGGCCGUUCCACAGGGAACGAUUGAGUUUCUUUGUUGCAGCGUUUUUCUGCUUAUCAGAGGAAGGAGCUUCGCAAUCUGUCCUCAAGCUUGAGGUUUCGAUCAUCCCAAACUUUGGCAGCUUCAGAGGGAGGCUUCUGUCCAAUCAUCUUCGAUUUAAUGGGCUCAAACCUCUUUAAAACCUUUUCUUUAUGUGAGAACUUGCAGAUUUCAGUACCUGCAGUAAAAUGUGGUACAACAUGGUGGGCAUAUCUUUUGUGUGAAGGUGAUAAAGAGUAUCGUACUGCACAAAAAUGCUUGAAAACAUGACGUAACAAAUGAGCACCAGUGAUGAAAGGAUUAAAGUUACAGUUAUCCUCACCCUUGAGGAGUUGCGAGCUCUUUUUAAUUAGCAUUAUUCCCUGUGCAGCUUUUCAAGACUUUGAUUGUGCACCCUGAAAUAAACAACACACACAAACAAACGCACACACGGACAGGUUACUGUCAUCUUCUGAGGAUAAUUGAAAUGUGUGGCUGGCAUGUUUCCCCUCUGUCCCUUCUAGCAGGGCUAAUUAGGACUCCAUUGCCAAGAGAACACUACACACGCAGUGCGCAGACAUGUGAUGGCUUUGAUCCACGCACACACCAGCUGUUGCACCAGUUCACCCACCUCAGCGAUGCACUGCUAUACUCUGUCUUCUUUUUCUUUGAGUCUUAUCUCACAAGACAUGACACAGUAUAUUUAGCUGGAUGUUCCUGGCAGAGGAUGGAUUGAAACACGCAAAGCUUUUAUUGUAGUUUUUCCUUCUGGGGAAGUUUUGUUGAUUAUGUUUGGAGGCCAUUAUGGGCUGAACUGUUUUAUUUCUUACUAAAUAGAGAGCUCAUGUGACAUUAUCAAAUCUUAAGGCUAAUUUUGUCCACUACAUUUUGUGAAACAGAAAAUAAAACAAGCCAGAACCAUCUCAGGGAAACGUUUGUUUUCACUGUGUGAGGUUUUUAUCCAGCUUUGGGGUAAUUUUGGUCUUCUACAUCAAUCUUAGAAAAUUUUAUGCAACAUGGUAUGUCCUCAUAUAUUACUUUGUGAAAAGUUUUAUGUCUUUGUCAACAGGCUUGAAGAUUUUUGAUCCUUGAAAACCUCAUUUUUGGGAAAUUUAGAAGCUUCUAAAACAUAGCUAGAUUUUAGAAACUAGAUGUCCUUGUAUUCCGGUUUGGGGGAUUUUCAGUUCAGGUUCCUUUCUCUAGGAUUUUGAGAUUGACAUGUAUUUAAACAUUUUACAUGUUUAUGUAUGCCUACAAAACUAUUAUAGUAAUAUAUAAGCCACUGGAAACCGUCAUAAAUCUGCAGUUCUUCAAAAAUGAAUAUUUAUAGAACUAGCACCAAGUUUAUACUAACAAAGGUUUAGUCAGAUGUUUUAUCUCAUGAGCAGACCAGACCCUUCAGAUCAAUAAAUGACUUUCAUGAUUUUCUGCUAAGUUCACGAACCAAAGCCUGAACCCUAACCCCUACCCUGUUUUUUUUUCUUUAUUUAUUUUCAGCUCUCCUUUACGCCACCAUCUUUGGUAAUGUGACAACAAUUUUCCAGCAGAUGUACGCCAACACAAAUCGUUACCAUGAGAUGCUGAACAGUGUUAGAGACUUUCUGAAGCUCUAUCAGGUGCCCAAGGGUUUGAGUGAACGAGUUAUGGACUACAUUGCCUCCACCUGGUCCAUGUCACGGGGUAUAGACACCGAAAAGGUAGGUUAGACUGAGUCAUCUUUCAAAGCAUACACGUCAUUACUUGUAGUUACCUUGAUAUUCUGGUAUUUGAAGAUAACGCUGUGAUUACUGCUGUUUUCAGAUGAAAUAAACCUUAAAAUGGACUAUGUUUAUGAAGCGCUUCCUCUUGCCAUCAUACCUCUCAAAGCACUUUUCCAUGACAUGUCUCAUUCACUCAUUCACAAUCCUGUUUGCCGAGGAUGCCAAGCAGAGUGCCCACCAUCUUUAGCUUCUUCCCCAAGAACACUUAAGCGUGUGGCAACAGCAGGAUCUGGCCUUCAGAUCUAAAGUUCAAAAAUAUCUACAUAAUAAAAACCUCAAUGUGAUUAUUUUUAGACAAUCGGAACAAAAGGUGUGCAAUGCAUUGACUGUAGAGCCUCUAUGGUGCUGCUAGUAGGAGUUUGCUUUGUUUGUUUAUGGACAAAGCAAAGCUAGCUCCUACCUCUUUUUUUAGCCUCUAGCAAAGGAAGCUACCUAAAUGUUUGUUGUAUCCUUACAUAACAGACUGAUAGAUACAGGACUGGUCAUCCUACUCCAACGAUCCGACAAGACAGAAUUUAUGAUAUAUGGCAUUUUUACCCCCAAAAUACACACUAGUCCUUCAAUGAUUUGUUUAAUUCAAAUACAACAUGUUCAGUGUGUAAGAGAGCAGGGUGACUAACUUUUUUGCAAUGUGCUGAUUAGGAAAUACAAAAACAUUUAAUUACUGUGACGUAUUUAGUAAAGUAUUAGCUGUAUUUUAAUGUAAUCGAAUGUGUAUGUUCUUGAUGGCUGAAGCAAAACAAGUAAAGGUCAGAUUUUGCCCAAAUUCAUCAAUAUGAUUUAGUCAAGAGGAAUGUCUUCAUCUCUGAGGAGCAUUAUCAAUUGCCGAGGGUCAUAAUACCUCAGGACACUUCCUCUUAGUUAAUACUGACAUCAAAGCAAGUUUAGCAAAGCAUUACGCGUCAGGUACCAUUCAAGCCUGCUCAGGGAAAUGCCUCAUACCACUUGUCUUUAGUGUUAUAACCUGCCCCUUAAAAUUAAUGGUAGAGUUUUAUUUUGAAAACAUACUUGAGCCGGCCAGAAAUCUGUCCGAGCAGAUGGGGAACAACACACUUUAGCCUGGGCAAAGAAAGCAUGAGGUUAAAGAUGUGUAUUGUUCCUAGAAUACAUCCUAACCCUCAUUUAUUUCCCUAAAAUACAACUUUUAUUGUAAUUAUUCCUGGGUAUUGAAUUAUAUAAAAGUCAUUUUCACUGUUUUCACUUGUUUCUAUAACUCAAGAGGGUUUAUUCUUUGGGAAAAUUGAGUUUCCUAUUAUCAAAAUGUGACAGUGGUUUUUGCGUUUAGGGUACAGUAAUAGAGAGUCACCCCCCUGCCAUCCCUCUGAAUUUAAAUGAUGCUAAAAUGAUUUGAGUGUGUGGAAAUUAAGCAAUUUAGGCUGCAGCAGACAGAUUGAACUGGUGCCUCUCUGACUGAUGUGAAGCCAGAAAGAAUUCAUAUCACUGCAUCCCAUUUAAUCCAACUGUCCAAAAUCCAAUUAUGGGAAAGAUUUUAUUAUUUGAGCUCAAAUAAGAAGCAGAACUUGUUAUAAGACAGGGAUUUUGUUUCUAGGAAAAUGUAUGCACCCUAAUGGUUAAUCUGUAUUUAUCUACUUACUGUAGCCUCUUUAUAUGUUACUCUCUCUCUGCACUUAUGUAUUAUUUAUUUGUCUGGCUUCAGGCAACACUAAAGGGUCUAAAAAUGGCACCUAAUCCCUCCCUGCUUGACAUUCAUCUUCAAAGAGAUUUGUUUUAAAGGCAGUCCUAUGACUGCCUGGCAUCCUGUUGAUUAGGUGUACUUGAACGAUAUGCUGCUGCUUGCUGACACUUACCGGAGAGGCUGCAGGACUGGGAGCUUCCAUGUUACAUUAUAAAACAUCAACAUUAAACUGAAGUGCUGUGCAGGAUUUGAUGAAAAUGAACAGUUCACUUGUGUUGUAGACUCUCCUAAAGCCAGUGAAAAAGAUAGACUGUGAUAGGUGGAUCAAUAUCAGGGUGGAGGCUGUUUUAUUUCUCUUAAAUAAAUAAUAGAAGUGUCUACAGAAUAUUUAGGAUGAUUUUUCUUUAAACUGCCAAUUUUCAUUUUAAUCAUUUUGAGAUUCCAUAAACAUCUGAAGUCAUAAACAUGUGAUUGUAGACAAAAUCCCUGAGCUGUUUUCUCUGCUAUUUUUUACUUGAUAGGUGCUUCAGAUUUGUCCAAAGGACAUGAGAGCAGACAUCUGCGUCCAUCUCAACAGAAAAGUUUUUAAAGAGCACCCGGCUUUCCGUCUGGCUAGCGAUGGGUGUCUGAGGGCACUAGCCAUGGAGUUUCAGACCAUCCACUGCGCCCCUGGUGACCUGAUCUACCACGCUGGUGAAAGUGUGGACAGUCUCUGUUUCGUGGUGUCAGGGUCACUGGAGGUCAUUCAGGAUGACGAGGUGGUGGCAAUUUUAGGUAAGUGAGGUGCCUGAGAGGUGGAUCCCUAAGCUUUAAUGUCUUAAACUUGAAGUCCAUGUAAAGGAAAUUUUGAAUUGAUAUUAAAAAAUGCCAAUUAGGGCAGCUCUACAUUUGAAGGGUUUAAAGUAAAUGUAAUAAAUUAAUGGUUAUCAGUAAAAUCUUGCCUCUCCUUUUAAACAAUGCCAAAAAGAAGUAUUUUAUCAAAGCAAGAUCUGUGCUACACAAUAACUGCUCUUGGUGUUUAACUCACUCCGCUCUCCACUUACUAUGCUGACUCUGUGCAUGUUCGCCUCAUACUUCACUGAUGAAGUAUCCACCAUCAGUCAUCAAUUCUCUGAGCCUGACCAACUCAGCUGCAGCCACCAGCAAACAGCGCCUCACUUAGCCCAUACUCUCUACUCAACCAAAACAAAGUCUCAAUGCUUUUACUUGACUCCAAACCUACAAGCCUCCUGAAGACCAUUAAACCUACAUGUAACCCUUCAAUAAUGCUCUUCAUCAACUCCUCUUUAUCAGCUGGUGGUUUCUUAACUGCAUUCAAUGAAGCCUGGGUCAAUAUGCUGCUCAGAAUACCCUCUGUCAACCCAGCCUGGGAUGAUAAUUAUCAUCGGGUUUCACUUUAGCCCUUCCCGUCCAGAAUUCUUGAGCACAGAAUCUUGAAUCAGGCCUCUGAUUUUAUGCACAACAGUGACCUGUUUGAUCCUAAUGUGAUCAGCUUAAGGCAGGGCUACUUCACUGAAACUGCUCAUCUGUCAGUAACAAAAUCACUGCGAUCAGCCAGAGGUGGUGGUCAGUCCUCAGUUCUGCUGCCUUUGACACACUGAACCACUAAAUCCUCCUCUCCAAACUCUCUAAACUUGGUAUCUCAGGAUCAUGCCCAACCUCAAAAGGAGAUCUCUUGGGGUAUCAUGAAAAAGAGAAGUAUCUAAAUCAUAAGGCUUAGCAACAGGGGUGCUCCAAUGAUCAGUGCUUGGUCCUCUCCUUUUCUCAGUGUACACAAUCUCACUUUCUGCAAUCUGCUCUCAUUGUUUCCCAUUUCACUGCUGUGCUGUUUAUACCUAUUUCCCACCAAAUAACACAGCUGUCUCAGCUCAGAUCUCAUCAUGCCUUGCUGAUAUUUCUAAAUAGAUGUGGUAACGGGACCUUCGGUUUAACCUGUUAAAGACCGAGCUUCUUGUCAUUCCAGCCAGUACCUUCAUACGACCACAGAUCAAUAUCCAGCUUGGAUCAAACAAACACGUGGCUUCAAAGUCUGCCUGAAAUCCCACAGGAUUUAAGGAAACUAUGGUACAUGAAAAUCAACAAUAAUUCUUCGCCUAAAAUAUACCUUUGUUUCUACAUAACCCCCAGUCAUCUGCUGGUGAUGGUCCAUCAUCCAUUUGUUAAGCCUUACCGUGGAGAUGAUUGACACUUGAAAGCGGCUAGAGUGUGGUUUUGUACACUGAGUCAGCACACCCAUAUCAUCCUAGAGCGGAGAUAACUGCCCAUUUUUCACAAAUUUGAAACCUAUUUUUUCAAUGCUUGGCAUUUUUUAUCAUUCAGAAUUGGCUGGAUGAAUAAUAAGUCAUUUUUCCUUAGUAUGACAACCUCAGAGCAUGUUUUUAUCAAGAAAGAAUGUGAAUUCCUGUGCAUCUCUAAGCAUGUGAUUUCCAGUUUUUUGAAAAAGUCUUACACAAAUAAGUUUCACGAACUGAUUUUAUACAUGGAUACUCUAAGGGAACAAGUUUCCUGUGUUCAAUUAAAAAUAAACUAACAUCGCUAUGCAGAAAGUGCAGAAAAAAACCUUCUCCAGAGAGUCAAUACAGCGCCCAGACAUUCUUUGUUGAAUGUGAAAAAUGAGGCCAAUAUGUGAGUGAUCCAAUCCAAGUUGACUCAUGGUCUUUAUGUGAGACCAAACCACAAAGAAACAGAGGGAAUGUAGGAAAUAUUCUUAAAUAUAAUAAAGUUGGAAAGAAAUUCUGCAUCUGCUGCUGUUGUAGAAAUAAAUCACAGAAUCCUUUUACCAAUGGGGUUUUACAACUGUGGUGAUAAUUUAGCCUGAUGACAAUCCUAAAUCCAUAGCAGCCAUAUUCUUGUUUUCCCGUCUUUUAUUGUUGCCCUGCCUUAUUAAAUACAGUCCGCAUUCUCAUCUCUAUGCUACUUUCUACUCUUCACUGCUGUUCACCAAGAACUUUAAGAUUGUUGUAAAAGUGGAAAAAAUGGGUUUUAAACCUGCAGUUCCUGACAUCAGACAAUUUUUACUUUGACUGAAUCUUAAAUGUAUCUUUUUGCAGUAAAAUCAACAUGCGCAUCGUGUCUAUGAGACCCUUUGAAAAACUUUGACACCAUUAGCAUUUUAUUGUAAUUAAUAAUGGAUUCAUCACUUAUUUCUAUUUUAUAACUGAGGCAGUCAAGGCCUGCCACUCUCCCCCAUCAAAGGAGCUGUCCCAGAUCAGCUCACUUUUUUCAGAAGAUACAGUUAAAAUUUUCUGAACUGCAAAAAAUGAUGACAUCAAACUGAAAAACAGAUGCAGGAAUACUUUUCUAUCUUGUAGUUUGUCUGCAAUGAGGACAAUAAAAACAACACAUUUCACUUAAAUUCGCCUCAAGUGUUGGUAAACAAAGUGUAGCUGUCAAAAUCCUGCUUUUGUCUCUGUCUAUGCCUGCAGCUUUUUACUUCUUGACUGCAGUGAAAGCUGCUAUUCGGGGGAUUGCUGACUGCUGAGUCAUGAACUUGGACAAGGAUAUGUUUGUCAUAGAUCCACAAUCCUUUGGGCUAACAUUUUGGGCUUUGUUUUUUUUACUUCAUCUUAAUUCCUAUCAAAGAAAAUCAACAUUUCUUGUGUUAAAUAACAUCUUUCUUUACAUGAGGGAUUUGCUUUGUCAGCACAAUUCAUAGACACACAGCUGUGCAUUAAAGGAGCAGGAGCAAUACAGAAAUCCAGCACUAACCAGGUGAUAGACUGAAAUCUAAUAAUAAUGAUGUUCUAAACAAUCUGAAGGGAAGUGUCCUCUAAAAAUGAACCUACAGAGAAUUAUAACCUGUAUCAACAACUGGACCCAGCUUCACCUUUUAAUAGCAUCUUUUUCUACAGCUUUGCACAACUGUCUUUUAAAAGUACACCUUAAGCUACAUACACAUGGCCUCAGUUUUGUCCUGGUUAAGCUGAAGAAAGUUUUCUGCCAUCCAGGAUUUGAUAUCUAAAAUGCAGUUAAAAAGAGCGUCCAUUUGCCUGGUGUCAUCAGGAGACACAGAGAUGUAGAGCUGUGUAUCAUCAGCAUAACUGUGGAAGUUGAUUCCAUGUCUCCUGAUGACACCGCCAAGAGGGAGCAUGUACAGGUUAAAAAGCACAAGGCCUAAAAUCGAACCCUGGGGUACACCACAUGUGAUUUUAUAGACUUUGAAGAAACACGUGUCUCCACUUACCAUGAAUGUCCUGUUUGUCAGGUUGGAGAUGAACUAUCUGUGAACAGCACCUGUGGGACCAAGGUGUUUUAGGCAGUUUAAAAGAAUAGUGUGGUCUACUGUAUCGAAGGCAGCACUAAGAUCCAGCAGAACCAACACUGUCACCUUUUGUGCAUCAUAAUUUAAUCUAAUAUUAUUUAAAAUCUUUACCAAGGCGGUCUCAGUAAGACAUCAUUACUCACAAAGCAAGCAGCUAGCUAUAUUAAGUAGCUAAAGAGCCUGUAUUUCCCUUGGGAGAGGGUGGAGACCAAAAAUUAAGCAUUAUGGGAGUGAUUUUUAGACUCAUGCUUAAAAAGAUAUCUACCGUUAAAAAUUAAGAUUGCUCUAUUGAGUGUUUAAAUAAGAAUCUACUCACCAAAAUUACACACAAAUCAGACACCUGUGUCAAUUAAAUGCAACGUCAAAAAAGAAAAAAAUGUGACUAAAAAGAAUGAUUAAGGUCCAUGUGACUGAAUGAAGAACCAAUUUCCUUGAGAUUUCCUAUAUUGAUGUACCCAGGUCCUCCUGUGUUGCACUGCGGAGUGUUUUCACACAGGAAGCUGUACCGAGAUACAACAAAAUAGAUCUUUUCUGUUGUUUUUGCUGCCUCGGCGAAAUCCCAAUAGAGUUUUUCUUUUUAAACUCUCUUCUAAUUUGCCUAAUGAUUGAUUAAGUGAAUAAUGGAUGGCAUGCUCUGGCUGUACCGGUGACACUAUCCUGACUGUUCCUCAUCAAUAACCUGCCAGUGGGUUCUCUGUGCAACAAUCAAUGUAUUGUCAGGAUAAUACCACUGACCCAGAUGGAGGCUAUAAUGGAGCCGUAAGUGAUAAACAAGUUACUACCAUGAAUCAAAUUCUCAUUAACCUAAUGGCACUGAGGCACAGAAACAUAUCAAGCUCACAAACAUCUCAUCUAGUCCUCGGGCUGGAGCUGUUUGAUUUGUUAUCCCUUAGACUGGUCUGCCAAAGUAUUCAGUAGCUCCUAAUGUGAUUACUUACUGUUUAUCAGAGAUAGUUAUGAAUAUUGCUUUUUUUAAUAAAUAUAUAAAUAAACUUAGAACAAAUGUGGUGUUUUGGGGUCAUUUAAAACCAAGUUGAUGAAUAUUUUGCUUGGUCAAACGCUGGAGGUAGCUUCGUUUAUAGGUUUAUGAUAUUGAGUUGGAAGAUGUACUGGCUUCAUCAACACAUUCUCACGGCAGCCAUGUUCCUCCAACAUUUCCACCUGAGUGGGAAGAUUAACCGCUUCACCGUACUGAUCGCAUAAUUUAAGUUUAACUGCAGUGGAUGGGGAAAUUUUGGCAAAUGGAUCUCUUGGCCAUAAACCAAGUUAUAAGUCUUUUCUACUGUGUCGUGUAAAUUAUCUAACACCGCAAGUAGCUAAUUAGUUUAAAGUAAGCUAGCCAUUACAAUCACUCUUUUAAAAGAUAAACUCUCUUUAUUGUUGUGUAACUCUUGAAAGAAUAACAUUAUCCAGGAAUGGUUGAUUGUUAAUAUGUGCUGUUGUCUGAUUAUUGUUAAAAAAGUCAUCACAUGUUGAAAUAUGACACUGCGUCCUUUUAUAUUUCCACUGUGAAGUUGCAAAAGAAUACAGAAGCAGUGAAAACACACUUAUUUAUGCAUUUUUAAACCAUCUGUAAGACAUUGUAAAGACAUUUUAAGCCUUUUAGACUAAAUUAGAAGUUGAAAUGCCAAGUUGGUUAGAACAGCACCAAGGAUGUAUUUAAAUCACUUUAUGAAAGGUGCACUCUUCAUGCACGGCCAGCUAACAAAAUCAAGCCCCGGUCAGUUGCAGGAACAGACAUCAAGAAAAUUAACAUGUGAAAAGGUGAAAGGGUUAAAAAUUUUGGGCCAAUUUUUGACAAACUUUGUGUUGUAAAUGGGUAAAACACAGCAAAAAUCUACAGCAGAAACCCUGAGCAAACAGCCGGUGUUAACUCUGUGCUCUCUCUCUGCAGGUAAGGGGGAUGUAUUUGGGGAUGUCUUCUGGAAAGAGGUGACUUUGGCUCAAGCCUGCGCUAACGUCCGAGCCCUGACCUACUGUGAUCUUCAUGUCAUUAAACGUGACGCCCUGCAGAAGGUGCUGGAGUUUUACACAGCUUUUUCCAAUCACUUCUCAAGGAAUCUGCUGCUUACUUACAACCUGCGAAAAAGGGUAAGUCAGCACAAUUUUAUCAAGAAAGAACAUGUUGCACACCACUCAGUUCACAUUUGACUUGUAAACUACAUGUCUUUAAAUAUUACUUCUGUGCUUCUGGGUCAGAAGAAUUAUGAAUACAGAUACAAAAGCAUACACUAUUCUUUGCCAACUUUAUCUUCAAUUUAACCCAAUGUAUUGUAUGUUGUAAAUGAGUGACACUGAAAUUUCCAAUACUAUUUUUGUGACCAUUCAUAACCGAGAAGAACAAAAAGAGAAUAAUUUUGAAUAUGUGUAACUUUCAAAAAGUAUAUUUGCAGUACAUCCAAACAAUAUGUGUUGUUUAAAUAAAAGUAGUCCCGUAAUAGUCACAUCUUCAAACUGCUUGAUGUCAGAUCCUAUGUGAGUUUUCACACAGCAGCAGGUAACUGUAAAUUUGGUCCCCUGCAGCUCAUCUGACAGCACACUGUGGCUGAUCCACUUUGGUGCGAUACUGCCAAGUUUUUUUUUUCUGUUCUUUUGAUGGACCUCUGCAGUCUGCUCUUAACCAUGGACACCCAUAGUCUGCAUUUAUUUUUAAACUUUUAAAGUCACUCUGUGUCUUACCUGCUAAAGGAUUAAAUAUGAGCAGGAGUUGUUAGUUUAAAUAAAUGUUUACUUGAGAAGGAAAAGAAAGGUUAUGCUGAAUGUAGCUGUGGGGGGAGGGGGUUAGACUGUGAUUAAAUCAGAGGAACAGAUGUUAUCAUAAAUUACAUCAAAACCUUGGUUUGACCUCAGAAAAAAAAAAUUAUGCUGAUUAACUCAUUUGUAAAAUCAAGUUAGAUUCAUUUUCACUUCUUUUGACCUGUACUUUUCCUCUUGCUUGCUUUUUUGGCAAGUUUGAAGUGUUUUCAUAUUAGUCAUGAGUCACAACAGGUGUUUUACCACCCUACUUUUUAAAGAUGAAGUAGAACAAGCACUGAGGAUGUCUGUGCUUACUGCAUUUUUCUGCACCUUCUCUUUGUGAUAAUACAAAUUUAAUAUUUAAUCUUAAGUUAACUUAGCAUCUUGAUUUAUGUGACAUUGUUCCAACAUUAAUUAAUACGAAGCAAUUGAGCAGGAAUUAGCCAUUUGCCCAUCUGUCACAGGCUUUCAUUUGUUACUACAUUGUCAAAGUACCAGCUGGUCAGAAGUUGGAGAUUAUUUAAAAUGUAAAAUGAGGUGAAAUUCUACGAUAUCCCCACUUAUGAGUUUUCACUGGUGUACGCCUCAUCUUCAGAGUUCAUCAACCAUAAUACCCGAUUUUGUCCAGAGCAGAAAAACAUCUACUGGUAUUUUAAAGCUCAGACUGCUAAGGCAGCUUUAGUAUCGUCAUAUCCAACACAUUAUGAUCAAGGUAUCAGUUUAUGUAAGAAAUUUAAUUUAACAUUUAAUUUAAUCAAAGCUCAAACGUGUUACACAGAUCAAAGAAACACAUACUAAACUUAAACGAUUUCUGUAUGUCAGAGCCACUCCAACAACCUUCAUCCAGAAGUGAACAGCUGUGAUCAACUCAAGUGUAGCUACCAGUCAUUACCUCAUUCAUGACAAGGUUAGCCCGCCCGAGAGAGAGAGAGAGUGAGAGAGAGAGAGAGAGAGAGAGCAAGAGAGAUUGAAUUGCUUGUAUAUUCAGAGGCAAUUUCAUCUGCUGCAUUAAAGCCCCUAUUCACCAGGGUACUAUACCUUCUGUAUGUAUACGUCGGGGAAUCCAGAGAUGGAUCAAACAAUAAGCCAAAAGCUGCCUUCAUGUGUAAGUUGUGAGGUUGUACUUGGGAAAUGUGGCACACAUAAUGUUCAACAUUUGAGUAGUUUGAAUUGUGAGAACAGUCUUGAAAUGAGGCUGACAAGAAAAAUGAAGGUUGUCUUCUAUCAAAUGAUGGAUGAUUUUGUGCUCACUGCAUUUUAGCUCCAUGAAAAAGCUGUGAGAAAAAAUAGGUUACAAAAAAAUGAUGGAAUGAAAACACAAUGCCGAAUCGAUAUAAAGUUAAACACCUAUCAGCAUUUUUGAAAUAUAGGGACAACAGUAACAAAUUGCUAUGAAGAAAAGCACAAUGAAGUUCACAGAAAUUUAGAAAUGAUGUUUCUUUUAAUAAGUUUGGCCAAAAAGUACCGACUUAUUUUUUUAUAGGGUCUUGGUUCCAAUAACUAAAAACACCUAAUUUUUAGUGUUUAUUUUAGAGUUUAAGUUGCAGUUCUCCAUUCUUGGCCAGUAAGUCUUUAUUUUGAUCAAAUAUCAAUUUCACAAUUUGACUUAAAAACCAAGAACCAGUCUGGACACAAUAAAAAGACGCAAAAGACUAAAAAUAAACAAAAACAAAGAAUAUAUUCUCACCUAUUGAUAAGUCAGCUCCAGAGAUCUCAGGGUUUUUUACUUAUGGUUACAGUUAGGAAAGCCUCCUCCCUUUCCAGAUGCUAAAGGCUAGACCAAGCGGUUGGCCAGGACGCUAGGCUGAGGUAACAGAAAUGCGAGAAUGUUGUCAAACAUUGUAUUCUCCAUUAAAAAUUGAAGUGAAGAAAACCUAUUAGUAAUUCAAAAAAGUGAGCUGUGUCCUAUACACUUGUGUGACCAGUCUACCAGUAUAAGAUAAGGAAAGAGGUGCUUUUUUGGGUUGAGGCUUUUAGCCAGAGGAUGGCGCUUGGCUGUGCUAUGCAUGCUUGAUAAUAAUUGAUUUGGACCAGUGUGGCUGCACAACUUUCUUAUAUCAUUUAUCUCAUUAGGUCAUAAUCAUUCAUUGAUAAGAAACAGUAGAAUACUAUUUAGCAAAUAAAUCUUGUGAAUUGCUGGUUUGACUCCUCAACAACAAAUACUACAACCACUGAGUUCGAUCCCAACUCAAGAUCCACUAACUCGCUCUCUAAGAAUUCCCAAUCUUUACAAGCCAAUGAAUGUCCGAGCCUUUCAAUGGCAACAGAGGUUAAAUAGGAUUUAUUUUGAACACGCAGGUAGAGUCAAUGUGUUGCGCCAAACAAUAUUCACAAGCACAGAAGCUAAAACAGUUGACAAAUAUCUGUAAACCAUUCAUUAGGAGCUGUGAAGAAGUUGACAGAGAGUCUCCACCAGCUGAAGCCAGAGGCAGGAUGUGAACUUUCCCUUUGUGUCGUGGGAAUUGCCUAUUUGAUGUGACAUUUCGGAGGCAUAGACAUUUUGAAACAAUGUACUCUCACAGACUGUACAGUCUUUAGUCAGUGCACCUGUUCAAUCAACUGAAGAUGAAUCAAUUGUUUUGUAAUAUUAUUUUCUAUUUAAAUGACACAACUGAUCGUGAAAGGUCGAGUUACCAUAGAAUCAAUAAAGUGAUGAGUGUAACCAUGUUGAUGAAGUCAUCUUUAAAUCCUCUUUUAGAUCGUCUUCCGAAAGAUCAGUGAUGUGAAGCGAGAAGAGGAGGAGCGACAGAGACGUAAAAAUGAAGCCCCUCUGAACCUGCCUCCAGAUCACCCAGUACGGAAACUCUUUCAGCGGUUUCGACAACAGAAGGAGGCCCGCUUGGGGACCGACAAACCAGAACUUGAUGAACAGGACAUUGAAAAAGGGCCCAUGUAUGUGGAUGUCCCAAUGGCUAACACAGCCAUUACAACCACCAGCAUCAUAACUGUGACAGAGAGCCCUGCUACACCCUCACCAUCCACGCCGUCAUCUUCAACUCCCCCCAUCAGUACUCCCUCAGAGAAGUCCAAGCUGCAAGUGCCAGCUCCAGUAUCUCUGGUUGGAGGCCGUGCUGCUGAACUACCCAAAGCUAAAGGCUGGGGUCGCUUCAAGGAGUCCAUGGCCAAAGCUGACAACUGGAAUCAAGUGUCCAAAGCUGAAUCCAUGGAGACGUUACCUGAACGGACCAAGGUGAUUGAUUCUCAGAUGUCUUUAAAGAAAACGGACUCAUGUGACAGUGGGAUCACAAAAAGUGACUUGCGUCUGGACAAAGUGGGCGAUUGCCGUUUGACGCCACAGGACCGCAGCCCCGUCCAGCCUCCGGAGACAAGGCAUCCCUUCUACCCCAUCCCAGAGCAAACUCUGCAGGCCUCACUUCAGGAGCUCAAGCUGGAGCUAAAGGACGACAUAAAGAGCCUGGGUGUCCGAGUGUCCAGCCUUGAGGCACAACUCACAGAAGCUCUUAACCUCCUCAAAGAACGGAAAUUGAGUCCUGGCUCACCGCAGCCUCUUUUUGAUGUUUCUCGACCUGCUUCACCAGAAAUGGACAAAGAGGAAUUCUUCUCUUGAAGGGUGGCUCAUCCAAAACAAUGAAGUCUAAACUCAGCUGUAAUCCAGUAAUGUCAGUAUUACUCGGCUAGCUGAAGCUACACCUUCUACAAAAGGUGACAGUGCUGUCUUUAGGACACACCAGCCUCCAGUGUAGGGGUGUACCCGUUGGUAAGCAAUGGAAGGCGAGGUCAUAGUCCAGCUCUUGGUGUCUGAGGUUACAUAAAAACUUUAAAUGCAAGAUUUGUACAUAGGUUUGAUGUAUUUUUCCAUUGUAUUUGAAUGGAAACUAGCCUGAAUGAUUUGCUUGCAGUCCAGAAUCUACUGACUAUGUCAGAUUUUAGGAGUCUCAGCAGGACCUUGUUGUAAUGCAAGAGUCUUAUAGAACAGCAUGACCCAGUGGUUUGUUAUUGAAUCAUUUAUAUGAGACUCUUUGCAUGCCACAUAAAGUAGUCAUGUCCCUCACACAGACGAUGGUGCAUAUUUGAUUAUAGGGGCCAGGCAGCAAGUCAUUUACAUUAUUUCACAGUGACAGUGAGAAAGGACAGUCUUUGCAGAUGUUGAAACAUUUACAGAGUGAUUUCCUAAAGCAAUUGAUUAAGUCUUUUAUUAUAUCAACUGUCAGGAUGGUUAUGAAUUAUACAACAGAUAACUCUGGCCAUGCAAUCAGAUUUUUACAGAGAGCUGAUUUUUCCAUAAACCGUGGGCAGAUGAGCAUGAUGACAAAUGCAAGUCAUUUGACAGCAGUAAGACAGACAUGCAUUUUAGUAAUCCAUAUGUAUUAAAACUACAGCACUACCACACACAUGAUACUCUGUAUGAGAGCCCAACAUGGUGUCCUUCAGUAAAUAUUGGCUGGAAUGACCUUUACACAGUAUUUCUAAAAUAAAUGAAUGUAAAAUAAUGAAAUCAAAGAACAGGCUUGUUCAUGUUAUAAUAUCUAGAUAGUCACUGAAACCUUGUUUUAGCCAUAAUUUCUUGCCCUUUUUUGUCUGCUGAGGAGCAUUCUCACAUUAAGCAUGCAGGAUGUAAUAUAUGUUUCAAGAAAAAAUAACAUCAUCCAAUGAAACUGUGUAAUGCAGGUUCACCUUAGAGUAGGAGGCAAAAGUACAACCUGUAAAGUUUAGGGAUGUUGUUUCCUAUGCAGACGAUCUCUUUCAGGAAUGUGAUUGCUUUGUCUGAGACCGAUGUUUGGAUAUCAUAUCAACUUGCUUGCAGCUUUUAUCUGUCCCCUAAAUGCACUUUUGAAGUGGGAGUCAACUGAGCAGACAACCAAGAUCCUUAUAAUAUGUGACAUUUCAUAAAAGGAGAAUAAAUGGGCUGAAACAUAGUUUACAGAGGAAGCAGUUUACAAAAGAAAUGUAUGAUUGAAAAUAUUUUUGAAAAUCAGCUUUUGUUUUUAGAUUUAGCUUUUAAGUUACUGUAAGGACACAGACUCACAUAAUAACCCUUACACACUUUCGCCCUAGUUUCCCAGUUUACAUCAAACUGUUUACCAAAAAUAAAUAUCUGUAUAUGAAUGUAAGAGGGUGGUGCGAAGGACAACUAUAUGAGUCAAUAGAUAUAAGAAAGGAUAGAUAUAAGGAUGGAUACAUUUAAAAAUGGGGGAGGGGGGUGGGGGGAUUACCAAACUCUUAAGUUGUUUAAUUAAAGAACUGUCAAUUAGAAGAGCUAUAUCAACCAUCAAGUAAGAGACAAGCAAUAACUGUGUGUUCAAUGUUAACACACUGAUAAAAAAAUAAACUAUGUCUAUUUUUGGUAACUAUGACGCAGUUUAGAAAAAAAACUGAACUGCUUGACGGAUCGCUACAGACUACUAAGACUGAGGACCUUAAUAGAUUGUUUUCUAUAUAUAAUAAUCUAUAUAAUAAGAUAUCAGCGGUCAUUCUUGUUCUUCUUGAACCAGAGAUGUAAUGUCACAAAGUACAUUUACUUACACCAUGUACUUAAGUGUACAUAUCCAUGUUUAUAAUGGUUGUUCAAAGAACAGUUAUCUUUCUUUUGAAACCAUCAUCCCAGCUCCUUGAAUUUGAGUUUUUGCUUAUUUUUAAAAAAUGUUUCAAUCACAGUUUCUAUUUAUUUAUUCAUUUAUUUAUUUAUUUAUUUAUUAUUGUUAUUAUUUUAUUUUAAUUUAUUGCAUUAUUUUUUGUUUGUUUGUUUUUAUUUUAUUUUUUUAUUUUUUAUUUUUUUUUUUGGGGGGGGGGUUUGCACAUUAAGAUAAAGGUUUGGACAGUUGUCCUGGAAAUUUGGCAAGUGUUUGAAGAUGUCAUGAAAGCGUGACACCUUUUGUCACUAUUGUUACAAUUUUUACAAUAAACUAUAAUUUGAGAAAACAACACUAAAUAAUUUUGCGUAUUUUCAGUUUUUUUCUUUAUAAAUAGUUUUCUUUCUGAUUGGGAAAUAGAAUACAGUGAUUACAUGACCAAAAAAAUAGUUUCAGUAAUGUAUGAAAUACUGCAAGCCUACUGGCGAAAACACUUCACAUUAAUAUUCACUAAUGUACUAGAGUAUUGUUACACUGGAAUUCAUUUAUACACUGCCCAUAACAGAAACGAUAAUUAUUUUCUAUUUAGAUCACCAGUCAAAGUUUUACACUUCUGCAAAAGCAUCUUUCUUUCUUCAGGAGACAGAGACAGAAAAAAAUAACUAUUUCUUUUUAUUAUUUAUUAUUCAAAUGGAUAAUUUAUGUUUCCUGCACGCCUCCACUCUUAUCAAGAUGAGCAGAGUUGGACACAGUCAAGGGUGAAAAGGUUUUUCUCUCCAACACAUUCACUCCCAUCAAAAAUUCAGCUCACUAAAAAUAAAUGUGAGAGUCAUCACUGCAAUGAAAUCCUCUAGUGAGGAGCCAGUGUUUGAGGGGCCAUAUGGGGCAGUUUUUACAAACAAGCUGCUCUUGGAGAGAGGAAGAACACUAAAAACACUUAUUUAUAUCCCUGUAAGAGAGUUCACACAGCCACUACAGAAAAGAGUCAAGAGUUUAAAAGUCAUAAUAGAUGGACAGAGGAUUGGCAGUGUCACUGAGGAGUUUUGACAGCUGUGUGAAAGGAAGAUAUAAAAGUUUUGCCAUCGCAGUCACAGCAUUUAUCAAAGAUCUGACAGCUUUCAUCAACAAACGUAUUUGAUAAAAGGUUACUACAGAAAUAAAACAGUUUCUGUCUUAGAGACUGGAUGGCUCAGUACAUGAUGAGAUCUUGGUUUAUUGGUCUUCAACUACAAUGAAACUUAUUUUGCAAGCAUCUUUACCAGCUCAGUCUUACCUUAUUUUUUUGAAUGUUUUUUUCACACAAAGAAAAAUAGAAAUAUGUUAUAUUUCUAGUUCUUUGUUUUUAAGCUAGAAGGGCAAGGUUAUGUUUGAAAGACUUGUAUUGCCAAAGCUGAUUUAUAAAACAGACAGAUCACCUUAUUUUUCAACAAGCUCAUCCAAAAGUAUGAUAAACUAACUGGUUUCAGCUGAAAAGAUUUCAAAUAUGUGUUUCCUUUGUAUUAAUGUGUAUUGUAUUUUUUACACUGUCAAUACACAGUUCUUUUUUUAACUCCCUUUACCUCUUAAACUAACUAGACAGGAACAGCAUCUGAGAGAUUUUCAUACAUAAAUAACUAAAAAGAUAAAAAAUGAGGUCUUUGCUUACCUGUCUCAGUUGGCAGAACUUCUCAGCAAUACAGUGUGGAUGUGUUACUAAAAUGAGAAGUAGGCUAAAACACUCAGACAAGACCCUUAAAAGCAAUAUGUUGCUAUAUACUGCAACAUUUAUACAGAAAGGUCCAAUCACCAAACUUGUCAUUAUCAUGUCGUUACUUUUACCUGAAGUCACUUAUUUGAAUAAACGCAUGCAACACUGUGCCUUUCGUAUCGACCCAUUUCCAGGCCUGCAGUGAGAAAACUAGAGUUCAAUUUCUAAUUUACUACCAUCUCAAUGAAACUGUUUCAUAGAACAGAAGUAUUUUUGUGGUCAGCUCCACAUAGCUGCCAAACAGCUAUACCCUACACACAUAUAUUAAAUCUAUAUAUGCACAAAUAUAUUGCAGUGUUUGGAUUCUAAAGGAAAAGUAUAAAAAUUUAUGAAUGGUUAAUGUAUUAUGCACAUGCCUCUUUGUUCACACUCCACGUGAUGAGAAAUAUAACUAUUUCAAGCACAAUGAUGACUCUUUGUUUUGAACAGUAACAUACUGUACUAUUCAAAAUAAAUAUUUUAUACAUACUGUA
Molecule: messenger RNA, 42131 nt
Organism: Xyrichtys novacula (pearly razorfish)
Lineage: Eukaryota; Metazoa; Chordata; Actinopteri; Labriformes; Labridae
Source: the annotation of a GenBank genome assembly